AGGAGGAGUGUAGAUUGCAUUGCGGAGCGCCGGGGAUACCGAGAAUAAACAAUUCCGUCAGACCCCGACUGCAGGGCGCGGAGCUCAACUGGCUCGGCGACAGCUUAGGGACGUUUCAACUGCGAUGACAGUUUAGUCGAAAAAAAAAAACAGUGAAAAAAAAACAAGGCGACCGCGUUAAAAGCGUGAGCGGCCGCCGAGCCGGCUUGCUUCGUGGAGCGGCGAGCGAAGUGCAGCGCGUGCCGGAGGAUUUCGCACGUUCUGCCGAAGAUGCGACGCGUCUCUUCCCGGCCGGAUCCCCGCAUCUAAACAGUGUCUUUGGUGAUGUGCAGUGACUGCGAGACGCUGUCCUCGUAAGAGACUCACCGUAGCAGGGGUUCCGCACCUCUGGAUCACGUCUGGGUCAGCAUACUGCAUUUCACGGUUGUGCCGGUUUUUCGCGUUCCCGGAAAGGGCUGCUGGAGUGACUCUCGCAAGAUAUCUCAGCGUGAUGCCGCUUGCCGUCAGGUUUGCUGAGCCCGAAGUCAGGAGAACAGACGGGCAACAGUCGACUUGCGACAACUACGUUUACUUCCCCCACCCCCAACCCCACGGUCCCCCCUCCUUUGCCCAGAAAUCACCAGAAGUGGAAUGAAUCCCUGGAACACAGGGCUGCAGGAAUCACACGCGUGUCAAACAGCGUCAUACCUGAAGGUGUGCUGAAGUUUCUCAGUUGUGGAGGAGUUUCUCGAGGAAAUGCUCCGACCCCCCCCCCCUCACAAAAUCACCUGCUUUGACCUACCCUUCUAACACUGGAGGAACCAGAAACAAUCCCUUCUAGUUUUUGGGAGUUGAUUACACUUGGAAGUAGACUCUGUUUUUUUUUAAAUAGUGGUGGUAAACCAAACAAGGGACCCUGGUAUUGAACAUGACUCAUGGGGAAGAGCUUGGCUCUGAGAUGCACCAGGAUUCAGCUGUACUAACUUAUCUGGAAGGUUUACUAAUGCAUCAGGUUGCCGGUGGUGCCACAGCUACAAGGAGGUUGGAGGCAGGGCACAGCAACCAACAGCAGGGCAACAAGGCAGCCGGAAGCUACCGGCUACCGAGCCAUGACUCCAGCGAAGAGCAGGAAAGAACAGUGCCUCUCGGAGGAGCGACGCAUCUCAAGAAGGCAAGGUUGCUUUGCUCGGAGCCCCGGAGCGAACCCAGAGGCCAUAGGUCGACUGUUCCUGUGCUGGAUUUGAACGGACAAGGCAGCAACACCCGAGCCGACGCUCUGGACGGUUCCCCAAAGUGCAAGGGGGAGAGCACCUUGCUGGCGUCGCUGCUCCAGUCUUUCAGCAACCGGCUUCAGAACGUUGUGCUGUCGCAGCAGAUAGUGCAGAGCCUAAAGCAGCAGGAGUGCGAGCGGGUCAACAGGAACACCCAGGAGCAGCGCACGGAGGAGGAAGAGGCGGUGCCAGCAUCUCCACAGUGUUACGGGGUGGCCUCUAGUCGUCUCAAGGGCUUGAUGAAGAAGAACAAGAUGCAGAACCACAACAGUGUGCCUUAUCGCCGUCGCACAAGUCAGGAGAGGCUCUCAGAGUCACCCCAGGUACCGCAAGGCGGCACCCAACCGGCCGCCUCUGAUCCCAUCUCCUGCGCAGCGCGCCUCAAGGCAGUGGCAAACCUGGUGAACAUCAGGUCCAGUCCCGCCACCUCCCCUAAGCCCAACAUGGCCUGCAGUCAGCUGGCCUUGCUGCUCUCCAGCGAGGCUCAUCUGCAGCAGUACUCUCGAGACCAUGCCUUAAAAGCACAAUUAUCUGGGAGGUCGGCCAGCCAGAGGCUUGCCGCCAUGGCAACGCAGCAGACGCAGGAUAAGAAGCAAGCUGAUGCGGGGCAGGCUCAGAUGGGCCCAGACAUGGUAAGCUCCUUACGGGCCAAAAAUGGGGCGCAACCUCAACCCACGAUAGGCCCAGGUAAACGGAGUCCCACCCUCACUCCGGGACGGAGCAAAGCGGCCCCUUCCCCCAUGCAUCCUUUCAAGGAUAGACGUCCCUUUGACAGGCACGUCCACAGGCCUGCGCAGAACUGUAGCAGCUUGCUCCUGCAACUCCUGAACAACCACAACACGCAGAGCCAGGUCAACGGACAGGGUCACCUGCGGGAAGACUACAGCAUGUUCCCUGGUCAUUGCUCCCCGCUGUUGUCGGAUAGCGAGUACUCCAACGCGGAGAACAGCCUGCCAAAAGACAGCAGCGACGCAGAAAGUUCCAGCUCCAGCUGCUCUCCCAUUGACCUCUCCGUGAGGAGCAAGGACACUGGGCCGGCUCUAGGCCCGUCUUCGUCCUCUUUGGACAAGCUCACCGAAUCGCUGAUAAACACGUGGAAGCCCGAGCCCCCCCGGCCUAAGUUGGCUGAACCUCGUGAACUUGAGUCUAAUGUAGCUGUGAAACCCCAUCACAAGGUUACCUUAUUGCAGUUGCUCCUGGACCACAAAAAGAAUGACAAAAGUCCUCUUAAUUCUGAUAUGCGGAGUGUAAGCCCCAAGACUAACAAUUCAGCUGCAAGCAAACUGACACCUAUAGCUAGGUGUGAGGAAACCAGGACACAGAGUCCCCAGGGUGGAUUGACAGGUAGAAACUUUCAAGAAUUGCCCACAUUCUGUCACGGUAGAGACUCCAGUGGCAGUGUGUCCCCAUACAAUCUGUACACAUCCCCUCAUUCCCAGUCCAUCCCAUUAGAUCUUUGCAAAUCAAAAUCCUUCACAAGAGAAGGUGGUUCCCAUGAACCUGCUUUCAGUGCCAGCAAACUACUACAAAAUUUGGCCCAAUGUGGAUUACAAAAAUCGGUCUCGUCUCCCCCGUUGAGGGCUCCCGUGCCCCCAAGCAAAAUGCAGGCUCGCGAACUGAAUCUCGACAAGCCCGUAACAUUGCUGGAAAGGCUCAAUACCCCGGUGCUGCGGAACAAGACGCCAGUUUCCGAGGCACCCCUCGCGGACUACGCGAAGGCCCCACUGAUUAGCAAGCCAUCUCCGCCCGUGUCCGAGGUCGAGAACCUCCUCGAGAGGAGGACGGUAUUGCAGCUGCUUCUGGGAACAGCCUCCAGCAAAGAGAGUCAGAGCGGCCACAGGGAUAGGCCGGCGGUAAGGAUUGACCAUGUGGAAAAGCAGGCCAACAAGUCAGAGAGUUGCUGCAGCUCGAAUGGGCUUCUGCUGGAUUUCAAGAUUAAGAGUGAGCUGGGAGGGGAGGGUGGCCGGUCUGACAGUGAUGAAGCAGCAGAGCGCUGCAAUAACAAGGAGAGGGAGUAUGAUGGCCGCAGCCCUCCUUCAAUCCUCAACCUGGACGUGAAGCCAGAGCCAUUCUCCCCAGAUGCUGUCCACAGGGAUGGCCUUCUUAGCCAGCUUUUAAAGCAGCACACGAGAGCCUAUCAGGCUACUGUACCCACAGACUUGCAUGUGAUUGGCAUGAAGGAAGAGCAGCAGGAGCAUCGGGGAACGGCCGUCCCGAAGAAGCGGAGGUUCUUCCCAGAAGUUCAUGACCGCCUCAACGGCAUGCCAUGCACAGAUCUCAGCAGGGGCGAGACCCCAAAGGAAAGCACAGAUCAGCACCCUGGGGCACCCAGGGGUCGCAAGGUCAGAAAGAUGGUGAGUCUGUCACGACCAGACACUCCAGUCAGACGUCCCAUCAGCGAGUCUCCACCAAGGGACUCUGGGGGCUUCAAUGUCCUGAAGCAGCUCCUUUUGUCUGAUAACUGUUUGAAGGAUCUCUCUCAGUCCCGGAGUGCCACCAGCCCUCUUCAGGCCAACUGCAAAGCCAACGGAAGCAGCCCCAAUGAGUGUGGACCUAACCGCGAGCUUGCUGGCUCACGGGUGAAUGCUAGCCCACAGGGUCUGGGAGCUGUCGAGUUCAGCUCCACAGCCACACUCACAGCAAGUGACAGGUCCUCAGGCUCCCCUUGGGGAAAUCAUACCGUCAGGCAGGACUCCCUCAGAUCGAACCUUCUCCCUCUCAGACGGGACUCUGAGGGCCCCAUCCAGUGGGCUGCCGGCGGGGAUGAGAGACGGGACUCCCGACCCGACUCCCCGCGGCUGACUAAAACUAACCCCAUCUUGUACUAUAUGCUCCAGAAAGGAAACACCCAACUUGGCCAAGGAAGGAAGGAGCUGUGCACUGUAUCGACACCAUGCAGGAUGCAGGUGAAAGUCAAGGAGGAGCCCCUGGCUGACAUUGAGGUCAAUGACCAUGGCGUGUCCUUGAAAUGCCAGUCGCAGCUGCGCAAUGAGAGCCAUGACAGCAACCCUGAAUGCCUCAAUGGGUCCCCCAAGAAGGUCUAGUCUACCACAAGAUUAAAAAGACUAAAACGCUCAUACCAGAAUUGAAAAGUUCCCUUUUUGGUCUGUUUUGCUUACUUUACUACUUUGUGUUGUUUAUUUAAAGUUUGUGAGAAAGAAAAAAAGGAAAAAAAAACAUACAAGGAUAAUAAAUUCAAUACUAAUAGGUAACAUAAUGACAAAAUGGUAAUAAUCCAAAG
This is a messenger RNA of Paramormyrops kingsleyae, 4491 nucleotides long. RefSeq names its product nuclear receptor interacting protein 1a (gene nrip1a). Gene Ontology annotation, cellular component: nucleus. Lineage: Eukaryota; Metazoa; Chordata; Actinopteri; Osteoglossiformes; Mormyridae. The record is from RefSeq and is a predicted model, not a curated record. Gene Ontology annotation, molecular function: transcription coregulator activity; signaling receptor binding. Gene Ontology annotation, biological process: regulation of transcription by RNA polymerase II.